GGGUAGUUUUAUGGUUUCGGGUGAACAUUUCUUUGUUUCAAAUCAACUUGGUAACCAUGUGAAAACCGUGUUUUCGUACCGUGCCGACUUUCUUAGAAUGUCCAAAAAUAUUUUUCUUUGUCCUCAGAACACCCAAAUAGGUCUUGAGUGCAACUUUCUCGAUGUCUCUUCCACGUCGAUCUACUGUUCCAGCAAUUGUAUCAAUCCACCUCGCACGAAAGAUGACACUCGUAUGUUCUCCGUCGACAAGGAGUACUUCUAGUGAUUCAAUUGUUCUCGAUGAAAGCAUUGAUAGAUCAAUGGACAGAUGGCAAGUCUCUCAGGAGGUUGCUCAGCUCGGUAUUCAUGAAAGGUACUCGAUCAAAGCAGAUAUCUGAUUCCACAGCCAAGCCUUUGCCAACACUAAAUACGGUUUUGGUUUCUGAAGCACCUCAGACAGCAACAACAUCAACUUCAGUAAAUCAGGGCUCGAGCAGAGGAGAGACCUCUUCGAUAUCUACAUUCGGAAGCGGAUUGAUGAGAAGAAUAAGAGCAAGUAGAAUAAGUCCUAGUGCGGAUAGUCCUCUCCGAAGAGAACCCCUAUCGCCUUCCAGCGUAGUGUUGACCGAUGCCACAUCACUUUCAUCUCCGCAUCAACAAAAUCUUAAGAAAUGUCGCACAUGCUCCUACGAGCUGCCGACAUCAAUAAUUGACCAGGGAGAUCCACCGGAGCGAGCACCUUUGACUGCAAGGUACCCCGAGAUAUUUACCUACAUGAGACGAAAUGGUGUCCCAAACUCUGCUCUAGCUUUGACGAAUGACAUUGUGAGAAACUUGAACGAAAUAUUCUACUGGGAAGGACAAUUCAAUGAUCAUAAGAGGAUUGUAAAUCGAUUGGAUGAUGAAUAUGAGUGUGUUGAGAUGACUUUGAAUGAACUCAAUCACCUACUUCCAUCGUCAGGUAGCACAGUUCAAGGUGAUCGAGAUGCGAAAUUGGAAGAAUUGAAAUAUCUUUCCAAUGUUUCCUCGCGCAUUCAAGAACAAAAGCGGGAGCUACAAGAAGCUACAGAGCGCGAAUAUGGAGAAUUAAGUGAGCAAAGAAACACAUUAUUCAACACGUUGAGGGACGUGUUAAGGGAUCGAAAUCUUCUAGAUAAAAAAGGAAAGAAUUCUCGAUCGAACCAAUUUUAUCGCAUGCCGACUUCACAACUCGUACCUCAACACAAAGCACGUCGAAUAUUCACCCACAGCGAAGAAGCUCGAGAACGGAUCGAAAACGAACAACGAGAAGCCGUGGAUCAUAUGAAAGACAUGGGAUAUCGCUUAGAAGCGACGCAUCAACGGCUCGAUAAUUGGAAGCAUUAUUAUGAGAACGAAUAUGCAGAAUAUGCACGUGCAGUUAAGAAUGGAACAAUGGAGCCUGCUAGGAGUUUCUUCGAUCUGACUCUAUUGCAAGAACAUCAGGGGGCAAUUGAGGGGGUCAUUGAGGCCGAGAACGACUAUGAGAAAGCGAGGAAGCGAGUAAGGAUGUUGAACGUGGUGCUUAGUGAUGUUUAUCAGUCGAGUGGGUUCGCAAACUGUCCAGACGAUGGCUAUAGGGUCUCACUGGAAGAGGCUAUGGUCGGGGAUGUCGAUAGAGAGUGGAUUCUAGGUUGGAUGGAGAGGAACAAUGAAUCAGUAGAAUUUGGGGCUGAUAGAGACGAAUGGGAAGCAAAGUCGAUUGGUUUGGGCGAUAGCGUCAGCGUGGUUGCGAAAGGGAGAGAGAGAAAAAGAAUUGAUAGGUGGGGAGAGAUGUGUAUGGCAAUCGGGAAUGACCUUCCACAGUUGCCGAAAGUGGUUGAUCAUAAGUCUGCGUCGGAGCCCAGCCAGACAGGCUUUGAUGUCGCAAAUCAAUGAUCCAGGCAGCGGAUCCUGGACUUUCUGCUACUCAAUCCGCCACUCUUAUAUAUCUAAUUUUGCA
This is a messenger RNA of Botrytis cinerea B05.10, 1939 nucleotides long. RefSeq lists its product as hypothetical. NCBI's taxonomy places the organism in Eukaryota, Fungi, Ascomycota, Leotiomycetes, Helotiales, Sclerotiniaceae. The record is from RefSeq and is a predicted model, not a curated record. Bases 280 to 1875 code for a protein of 531 amino acids. The transcript has a single exon.